This is a messenger RNA of Microthlaspi erraticum, 1374 nucleotides long. Lineage: Eukaryota; Viridiplantae; Streptophyta; Magnoliopsida; Brassicales; Brassicaceae. The record is from the annotation of a GenBank genome assembly.
AUGAUGAGAUUCUUCUUCAAGACCCACCAUGGACACUUCCGUCGGAUCAUUACGCACGCGAGAUCACUCGACCCCGUCGCGAAAUUGCACAGCUUUGUUGAUGAUCCAAGCUCGCACCCGUGGCCCGAAUGGCUUGGUUUGAUGGGGAUGCUCGUGAAAAAAGGCUACUUCGGAGAAACCAUGAAUCAAUCGAUGACUUCCAUAGAAUCGAAUCAUAUUCGAACCGCAUGCCUCAAUUUCGCCCGCCAUCGUUUCACUCUCGUCAGAUACUUGUCGAAGAACGAUCUCAAAGUGAUUGCUGGGUGUGGAUGUCCUUCCACUGAUAGGAAAGUUGUGAACUCAGGAAAACGUCUAAGAUCUUAUGUGGGCAUUGAUGAAGCAAAUGUGUGUGGGUCUUGCAACUUGAGAGGGAAAUGUGAAAGGGCGUACGCGGAAGCAAGAGAAGAAGAAGGUGCUCGAACUAUAGAUGUCAUGCGUAUACUCCUAACGUACGGGCUUGAUUCAAUAUCUCCUACCGUGGAGAACCGUGCCUGUCAGACCAAAUUCGUUGAAGACUCUGUGAGGAAGUUGCUGAGAGAAAGCGUAGAGUAUAGCUUGAAGGAUGUUGAAUCUUCUGAGACUGAGACAGCUCGAGAUGAUGAGAUAGACCUGCGAAAACGGCCAGGGGAUUGGCACUGUACAGAAUGCAAGUUUCUGAAUUUUGCGAAGAACAUAAGAUGCUUGCGGUGUGAUGUGUUUUCUGAGGAGAGGCUGAAACAGUUGAAGCAAGAACAGAGAGAUCAUCUCCCACUGAAGAAAGGAGAUUGGAUUUGCCAAACAUGCAAUUUCAUGAACUUUGCGAAGAACACGAGCUGCUUAAGGUGCAAAGACAAGCCUUCAAUGCGUCAAAUCAAUCCUGGAGAGUGGGAAUGCGAGUCGUGCUAUUACAUCAAUUUUAGAAGAAACUCGAUAUGUUUGAAGUGUGAUCACAAGAGACAGAAGGCUCCAAACGUCACACCGGAUUCAAAGACUGUUGGAGAUCGUCACAGUGGUGUUGUUUCAAAGACGUGGAGUUUUGUAGAAGAAGAGAGUGGAAACCAAUGCAAUGUAGAAGAAGAAGAGGAAGAGGAAGAAGAAGAGGAUGGGUUUAUGGGAUUUCCAGUGGAAGGAGGGAGAAGUAAUGUUUCAAGGAGUGAAGAAAAGAGAGAGCAAUGGAAGUUGGAGAUGAAACAGAGGAUGAGAAGAAGCAAUGUGAAUGGAAAGAGAAAAGAAAAAGACAAUAAGGAGGACGAAACAGAGUCGAGAUGUUAUGAUCGGAGAAAGCUUGAGCUUCUCGGUAACUAUAGUGAUGAUGAUGGAGAGAUGGAUGAUUGGUUUGCUUCAAAAUUAAGAUAA